AUGCAUAUGUGGGGAUAUGGAUCACAAUACAGAAAAGGACCAGAAUCUCUAAGAGGUACACAACCAACAGGUAUGCUAAGGCUUCCUUGCUACUGUUGUUCACUAGGUUGCAGGAAUAACAUUGAUCAUCCAAGAGCGAAACCGUUGAAAGAUUUCAGAACACUUCAAACACAUUACAAGAGGAAACAUGGAAUUAAGCCUUUUAUGUGUAGAAAAUGUAGUAAGGCUUUUGCUGUUAAAGGAGAUUGA
This is a messenger RNA of Lathyrus sativus (Indian pea), 249 nucleotides long. The record is from the annotation of a GenBank genome assembly. NCBI's taxonomy places the organism in Eukaryota, Viridiplantae, Streptophyta, Magnoliopsida, Fabales, Fabaceae.